Siniperca chuatsi (mandarin fish) is the source of this 7497-nucleotide messenger RNA. RefSeq names its product mannosidase, alpha, class 1B, member 1a (gene man1b1a). NCBI's taxonomy places the organism in Eukaryota, Metazoa, Chordata, Actinopteri, Centrarchiformes, Sinipercidae. Bases 436 to 2514 code for a protein of 692 amino acids. The transcript is spliced from 15 exons. The record is from RefSeq and is a predicted model, not a curated record. Gene Ontology annotation, cellular component: membrane; endoplasmic reticulum. Gene Ontology annotation, biological process: carbohydrate metabolic process; N-glycan processing. Gene Ontology annotation, molecular function: mannosyl-oligosaccharide 1,2-alpha-mannosidase activity; calcium ion binding.
CACGUGACACGCCGCAUCAUCCCUUGUUAGUUCUUACUUUUCCGCAUCUGUCUCUGGUUGUUCAUUCGCUAACUUUAGCCAUGUUUCCCCCAAUUUAAUUUGUUUGACAUUUCAUAUAGCAGCAGGUCGUCUUGUGUGACAGUCGGACGGAUUACUGUGUUACAUGUUGCUUCUUCUGACAGCCGAACAGUGUCUUCUUCCAUCCAGAAACAAGAGAAGAAGCGAGCUAGCCUCUUGCAGCUAGCCAACAGCUGUUAACGUUAAGCUUUCAGGAGAAAAACGUCGCUUUGAGGCAGCCAACCAGGUACCAAGAUGUGAACCUGCAUGCCCUUAAGAGCUUCUUGUCGUCAGCUGUCCAUGGUGCUGAAGAGGAUACAUUCUAAAGUAUCUCAUAUAUAUCUUCUAUGACCUACGACUGUCUGCCCCGAUCAGAGGAUGUAUCCGCCUUCCAAAAAGGACUUCAUCGCUCUGACACUCAGUGAUCCGCACAGUCACACGUACAACAACGGCAAACACCGGAGACAGUCCUGCUGGAGGAAAUGGAAGCAGCUGUCUCGGCUCCAGCGAAGCCUGAUCCUGUUCCUGCUGGCUCUGCUGCUCAUAUUUGGACUGCUCUCCUAUCCCAGCAUAACAGAGCAAUGGAGAGGGUUGUCUGACAAGGAGGACUGGCUGGAGCUGAAUGACAGAGAGUUGAAGACCAUUCCUCUAGGUGUGAAGUCUAUAUUGGGUCAAGCUGCAGGUAAAGUUCUGGUUCCUGUGGCAGGGCCGGCUGAAGGGCCGGCCGUGGGGCCAGCUUUGGGGCCAGAUGCAGGGCCAGAUGCUGUGGUGGAGCCCAGAGGACCAAAUGUCGCCAUUUUGGCUAAACCUCCCACUAAGAAAAAGACAUUCCCAGGCAAGAGAGGUCCACCAAGCCUGCAGAAAGAGGGAAAUAUGUCAGACACAGUCGGUGGGAAAAAGCAAGAGGUGGUUCAAGAUGAAGGAGGAGAGGAGGAGGACAAAGAAAAAAAGAUUGUCAGCUGGAGAGGAGCAAUGAUCGAAGCUGACCAGGCCACAGAGCCUCCACCCUCAGCCAAUGAGAAAGAAGCUGCGGUGCCCCCGGUCCAAGCCAACCCUGCUGACACUGUCCCACUGGAAGUUUCAACUGGAACUGUGGACAGGCUGGAGGCAGUACGUGAUGCCUUCAGACAUGCGUGGAAAGGCUAUAAGGACUACGCCUGGGGUCACGAUGAACUCAAGCCCAUCUCCAAGUCUUUUGGCGAGUGGUUCGGACUGGGUUUGACGCUUAUUGAUUCUUUAGACACCAUGUGGAUUUUGGGCCUAAAAGAAGAGUUUGCCGAAGCAAAGAACUGGGUAGAGAAAGAGCUCACCUUCAGCAAGAAUGUGGAUGUGAAUCUUUUUGAGACAACCAUCCGUGUCCUUGGGGGCCUGCUGAGUACCUACCAUCUAACAGGAGACCAACUCUUUCUAGAGAAAGCUAAAGAUCUCGGGUCCAGGUUGAUGCCUGCCUUCAAAACUCCCUCAAAGAUCCCGUUCUCAGACGUCAACAUUGGGAAGGGAACAGCCCACCCCCCUCGAUGGACAUCAGACAGCACACUGGCUGAGGUCACCAGCAUUCAGUUGGAAUUCAGAGAGCUAAGCCGCCUCACCCAGGACCCACAGUAUCAGGAGGUUGUGAAUGAGGUAAUGAAGCUGGUCCAUAAGCUGCCAGGCAAACAAGACGGUCUGGUGCCCAUGUUCAUCAACACCAACAGUGGCCAGUUCACCCACAAAGGAGUCUUCACACUUGGCGCCAGAGCAGACAGCUACUAUGAAUACCUGCUCAAACAGUGGAUCCAGGGAGGCAAGACGGAAGACGACCUGUUGGAGGACUACCUUCAGGCCCUGGAGGGAGUGAAAAAACACCUUGUGAGACAGACGGGGCCCAGCAGAUUGACCUUUGUUGGAGAGUUGUCCCAUAACCGCUUCAACCCUAAAAUGGACCACCUUGUGUGCUUCCUGCCAGGAACCUUGGCGCUGGGGGCCCACAACGGCCUUCCGGGAGACCACAUGGAUCUGGCUGUGGAGCUCAUGGAGACAUGUCACCAGAUGUACAAACAGAUGGAGACUGGGCUGAGCCCAGAGAUCGUACACUUCAGCCUACAAGCCAGUGACGGGCCUGACAUUGUUGUCAAGCCUGCAGACAGACACAACCUGCUGAGACCAGAAACGGUGGAAAGCCUGUUCUACAUGUACAGAUUCACUAAAGACCCCAAGUACAGAGACUGGGGAUGGGACAUACUGCAGAGCUUCAAUAACUACACUAAGGUAUCUGGUGGUGGCUACACAUCCAUUAACAACGUUCGUGACCCCGUUAACCCCGGGCCCCGGGACAAGAUGGAGAGUUUCUUCCUGGGUGAGACGCUGAAGUACUUGUAUCUGCUCUUCUCUGACGACAUGGAGCUGCUUGGUCUAGACAAGUAUGUCUUCAACACAGAGGCCCAUCCUCUCCCCAUAUGGCCCUCUCCACCCAAAUGAUGUCCCCAUAAAGGAGAUGUGUGUAAAGAUCAGGCCCACAGUCAUGUAUGAGUCAAAGACUGUUAUUGCUGCUCAGUUAGGCGUCUCUUAAGCAACCGUCCAUGCUGGACUGCUGUGUUGAGCAUUAAAGCAGAUCUGUGCCGUCCACCUGUACUUUUUUAUAUGUUUCCAUGUGGAGGAGUUUAUUUGGUUUUUGGUUUUUGUCCUUUGACUUUAUUUUUCCUAAGGAAAAGGUUUGUGUUAGAGCUGGUCUCUAAUGUAAAAAACUUUUUAAAAAUCACUUCUGACUAGCUGGCGCUAACAGCAGACAAGAAAAAGGAUAGUGUGAGGGCUUUAUUACUUGGGUGAGUGGGAUAAUUCUUGUAUGGGUGUAUGGAUGUAUGUAUGUAUGUGUUAACAACAAUCAUGCCAUCCCUGAGUUUUUCUUUACCAUGUGAGGUGAAAAUCUUCAUUAGCCCUCCUUAGUCAGGUGUCAUGGCUAUGAAGGAGUCCACAAAUUCAUUCACAGUUUGAAGGUGCAGUAUACAAUAAUGGAAAUAUAUGGAGCAUGUUCCGCUAAAUUUAUAUUUAAACAGAUUGCUGUAGUGGAGGUAAAAGUCUUUACUUUGGCAACACCCAGUGCACUUGCUCAUGUUUAAAAAUGUCAAAAAGAAGAAGUUAAAUUAUACUUUUUAAUCCCUUUUGGGAUGUCUGUCCCCUGUAUUGUCCCAUCCUAAGUGUUAAGUAGCAGUGGGCAGCUACAGUACAGUGUCCAGGGACCAAUUUCAGUUCUGAGGCCAGUGCCUUGCUGAAAAGCAAAGGCAGAGUAUUCCUAAUACCUAACAUGCAUGUCUUUAAUUAAAUAAAGUAUUAGGAAGUUUAUGACUAGCAAACUAGCCAUAACCCAGGAGGUACACAAAUGCAAUUAUAUAAAGCCUUUCUUUGUGAUGUAUAAUACAUCUAAGGCCGUUUUGUUGUCUGUGUAUGUAUUUGUUCUCCGUCACAAACCAACUUUAUUUUCUUGCUUUCUGAUUAAUCCAGCUUCCAGGCGUUGUGCUGAAUAGAUUCCAAUGGCAUGUUUUCCAGACUCCCAUUUUCUGGCAAAAACAGAGUUUACUAGAUUAUGGUUGUCUUCUUUUGAGACCACCAGAUUAUAACACUGGCUAUAAUGGUUAUUGUUACCAAGACAGAGCCCCACAAUGCAUUGCACGUACAGUAACUUAAAAUGGAUUACUUAUUGGGCACCACUGUCGCACAUGUAGCAGUGAUUCUUUAGAUACUGAAAGCUAAAAAGUUAAAGAAGUUAAAGCUUCCUGCACAUUCACACUUUGUAGUUGUUGUUUGUUUUGUUUUUUUAAGGGAAAUCUGGUUGUUGUUUACUGAUCUUUUCAUUUAGUGUGGCAGUGACAGAGUAGUCGUGGGGCUUAAGUCGUGUUUACAUGACCUAAAGGUUUGAAAGUAAAACAUAUAUAAAGGUCUAAUGAAUGAAUCAGUCCUUAAUGAUUUUCCGUCGGGGCUGUACACAUAAUGACAUCUUGUUUUAUCGAUGAAUGUAUACAUUUGUUCUGUGAUUUGAAAAAAAAAAAUGUUUUUAAUAGACAUUUUGUCAGAAAGUGCAUUUACAUGCACUCUAGUUCCCCGAGUCUCAUCCUGGUUUCGAUUUUAAAUUUGGUAUUGUAUUCACACUUUAUUAUUACUUUACAUUACAUGAAGGGGAAUUAAUCAAGGCUGCCGUGCAGUCUUAAAUUUGCAGUUGUUUUUAAGUUAGAUCAAAGUAAACCAACUCAGCACAUUACCAUUUCCUGUGUCAGGGACAUUAUACAUGCAUCUGUUCGUUCAUCCUCUUUUCAGGGCGACCUGCUUAAAAAAAUUAAGUUUGUUGAAUUGUUUCCUUCAUACUUGAAGGAGUUUGAUUAAUUGCUGUUUAGCAAUCCCUGACUCCCUGUCAAAUGUGAUGUAGAGCAGUGUGGGGGGGCGCUUGUUUUCCGUACUCAUAACAUUGGCAAAUCAAUUUGAAGGACAUAUCCGGUGUACUGUAGGUGCUGCGUUGAAGAUGGCGGAACCCACACUCUGUUAUUCUACAAUCACUUUCAAUUCUUCAGUCCAAACAGGAGCUACAUUUUGCAUCGUUUUUCCACUGUUAGCGGUUUAAAACAGCCUGUCAUGUUGAAGUUCAACCUUCUUCUUUUGUUAAUGAACUUCUGUCGAACAGAGAGCCAUAUACUGACCCACAUCUUUGAAUGUGCACUACAUUUGCCAAUGCUCUGCUGUGCCUAUUGAAAUGUAUAUUGUGCUACAGUGGUUUGGUUCUGUUUUUUUAUUGCUGCUGUAUCAGUGGUGUUUAUUGGUGAAGUGCUAUGAGUGAAAGUUAGAUUUCUGGCUUGUAUUUUUACUUUGGAUGGGUGGGUGACGAAACAAUAUGGGUGUAAAUAUUUUGUGUAAAUUGUUUCUAACUUGUCUACUGAAUCCAAUCCCUGCUGAUUAUUGAGCCCUUUCUGGUCUUAACAUUCUAUGCCAUCAUGUCAAAAAAAGUUCCGCUUUAAGAAGGUCAGUUUUUGUUUCUACUCAACACUGGCUGUUUUUCUAUUUUUCACUGCAAAUUUCAUGGCAAUCCAUCCAAAUGUGAACCUCAUGGUGGCACUAGAUGAAAAGUCAGGGGAUCACCAAAGUCAUUAAGGUUCAUCCUAUGGGGACCAUGGUACAAAAUAUCAUGGAAAUCAAUCUACAUUUCAGUCAGGACCAAAGCUCAACCGACCAACCGGCAGACCGACACUGGCACCCAUAGAGCCUUGCUGUUAGCGUGGAUAACAAUGACAAGACAUUAGGUUUCUGUUUAAUUUCUAUAUUCGCUCACAAGCUGUAAGGUAAAGAGUAUUGCUGGAGUUCAAUCCUGUAAGCAUCUGGCAUUAAUGACAGUUUAACAUUUAUGGAGACGGAUGUCUGAUAAUUGAGGGAUUUUCACACUGCAAGGGGAAAAAAAAAAAUAUCCUAAUUAGAAAAAAAUACUUUUUUUUGUGAGAAGAACAUCUGUACUACAACUUGAAAAUGAUUCAUUCACAGUAUUUCAUGGUUUAUUAAACCAAUUUUUCAUUCCUGGUGCAUAAGAAAUUAUCAUUAAAUGAGAGAUUCAUUACAGUGCUGGCUUAAGAAGGUGGAACAAGACAUGCAUCUACUGUGUUUCUCUAUUAACCUUGAGUGUUAAUGUGACCACAAUCAAACCAGACUUGACCUGUAAAGGAAGAGUUACGGUGCUACAACUGUCAUUAGGUCCCAUCAUCUAGCGUGGAUGGUUUGUGUGACUUUCACAAAAAAACAACUCUGGGUACUUUUUAAAUGUGGUGCUGCUUUGUAAAAUUGCCGACAUGUUUACGGAAUGAAGUCCAUCUCGGAAAGCGGCUACAGAUGCUUAAUUGGAAAUGGCAGUAAAAACUAAAGCCAUUCCAUCACCACAUCACACGCAUGGGUGAGGAAACCAAACUGAAUCACUCAGUGGAAAUCAGCCAUACCUCUUAACCAAUGUGAAUUUGGUUUGGCAAGUGGAAUAUUAUCACUUUAUUUAUGCAUAACUAAAUCUGCCAGAAACCUUUCACAAUUUAAAGGUGGUGUUCUAUAUUUUUGUUGAAAAGACCAAAACCAACAAUGUGUUAGUCAGCCUCUCAAUACUCAAUACCAGCCCCAAGCCCAUUGGUUCCCACUGAGGAUGUAAAUCUUCAAAAAUUGCUCACAAAUAUAAAGUCUUGUUUUAAAAAAAGACUCAGUAAUUUCCUAAAACAGCUGGGCACUGUAGUUUUUAACAAACGUUACUCAAACAGAUUUGUUAGGGACUAUUUUCAGCGGUGAAUUACUACAGUUUGUGCUGUAGCUUUGUUUUUGUACUAGAACUAUGUUCUGUAUCCGUAGAGGGAUAUGGAAUCUGUCAGUUCAACACAAAAAUCAUCAGAGAAAAGACUCCACUGCAUUCAGUAAUACUGCUAUAGAAAUGAAAAUGCAGGGAAUGUCAGGUUGUGCACAUUCAUAAAAUACUCUGGUCUCUCCGUAUAAUUGCCUCUGUUAUCUGUGGCAGAAAUCAGCCUUUAUGUCAGAUUUUCCUGAUCACUAUUUUGCGUUAAGAGACUGAUGGUAACAGAAAAGAUAAAAGACCAGAAAUGACUCAUAUAGCUCCACGGUCAGCUCCCACAGAAGCUAUUUAAAUUCACUCUGCUUUGUCAUUUCAUAUUCUAAUUAUUUUUCACAGCUGAUUCUUCCACAUUAAAGUGGGUUUUUAAAGGAAAUUGAGCAGUCUAAUCCCUCUUGAUAUAUGUAAAAUUGUAAAAGUAGUCAAAUUGACUCUUGAGGUUGUAUUGCAAAAUCUUAGAAUUUUAAGGUAAUUUGAAAUAAAUGGAAGGUGAAGGGUUUGUUAGUAUUUGUUUUGGUACAAAGCAUUUUGUUCUAUUCAACUCUCUUAUAUUAGCUGAUUGGCCGAAAUCUUCCACUUGUGAUGAUAAUGAUUAAUGUGAUUAUUACUGACUCCAAGCCAUAGCAAAAUGACAACUCUACUAUUUUACAUGCAUGCGGGCGACAAAACGUCAGUGUUGUUCAUCAUUCCUGCUUCAGUGACUGUGACCCUGUGUCAGGGACCAAAGUCAUAGAUCAAUAUUGUUAUUGCUGGUUCAAUUGAGUAAUUGAGAAAAAAAUACAUCUUGACACAGCUCAAGUGGAUAACUCAUCUGCUGACAUGCAAGGUAUUUUAAUUAUUCAUUUUCCAUUUUUCUAUACACACUGAGUUCAGUUUUUUGAGUGACCCAGUUAUAGCAAUUUCUCAUUUUUGUUUGUACUAUUCAUUCAAUCAUUUGCAAAAGUUUGUCUUUUAUUUGUCAUUUAUCAAAUCCACAUUCUCUGUACAGAUGACUGAUUGAGCACUUUGUAACUCAAGUUGUAGCUUAUUGCAAUGUUCAUCGAAUUCAAGCUUUCUUCCUGCCAAAUACAUUUUUAAAUAAAGCUUUUCAAUGACGGUUUUGGACUUUA